UCGAUGCGUAACGCUUUCUCGUAGGAAUAUACUUUGUGACGCGGCGAGCGGCCGCCUUUAAUUCUGAGGAAUUUGGGAUGUUAUUCUCUCGGAGACGGAAGCUACCAAGGGGGCGAAAAUUAGUGUGCUGCACUCUUUUAGUUAUAGUGAUCUUCAUUUUUUAUCAGAUUGUCACUUCUUUCAACGACGAAGAUGUGGAGUUUGACAGGCAGUGGACCUGUGAAGAACUUAAAGCGAAAGAUCGCUUGGUAAAGCUGUGCAAAGAUUUUACCAAUGGUAACACUGGGGGAAAUCUCUGUCGUGACUUGUGCACAAGUGGUGAACUAGUCAUCCAAGACUGUCUAGCACAUAAAAACACCACCAUUGUAUUUUCUGGCACAUGGAGAAAAAAUGAUAUUGUGUUCAAGACAAAGAGACGUCCUCAUCAUGUUGAAAACCUUGAGGAUGUACUGUCUAUUGGAGUAAGUGAUGAUGAACCUACUGCUGGAGAUGAACAAGUGUACAAAAAAUUUGUAUUUCAUGUGUUUGAUCAUGUACAGAAUGAAUUAUCCUUUUUUAGACUGAAAGACAUGAUUGGGUCAGAACAACAGGUGCUUGAACUUCUUUGGCAUCCACAUCCAUUAGGAGAGCUUACCUGGGCAGAUAUGUCAAGUUUGUGGCGGUUAAUUCAAAGAGAUGAAUUCAUCAAGUUACAACUAUUAAAAGAGAUGAAGCACAUUCCAAGAGUGUAUGGAUUCUGUGGCAGCUUUUAUGCUGUAGAGAAGGUGGAAACUAUAGAAGGAUUUUCAUUCACCCCAUUUAAAAGGCCAAUGCCCUGGAAAAAACGAUUAAAUGCUGCUCUGGACUUGCUAGAUCUUUCUAAAGAAUUUACAGAGACACCUUUGGGACAACUACAUCACUGCGACAUACAACCUGGUAAUUUUGGUGUUGCCAAAGACAAGAGAGUUGUAGCCCUCGAUAUUGACUCUAUGUUUGGAACAAAACAAAUGGAGGAUUUCCUGGAACAACCAACUUGUGAAAGUGAUGCGCAAUGUGACUUUUUUGACUGCGUGUCUGCUUGUAAUACAACAGAAAAUAAAUGCUCAAGAAAAAUUCUCACCAAUAACCUACAGAUCAUCUGUCGGGACAUUUUGCUGUCUUAUUGGGGGCAGCCUGGAUUACUGCAGAGAGCUCCCAUCCAUGCUCAGAACAAACUCUCACCUGUGUUGUCAGACUGUGCGUCAGACAAAAUGUUACCAUGGAAGCCAGGAAAAAUAGAAAAAAUAUAUAGGAAGCUCAAGACAAUUCUCUCAGAGGAACUUGUGUCCAACUAGGAUUGGACUGGGACUUCUGUUUUUGUAUUUGAAUAAACACAUAAAUUUUCUAUUUAGCGAGGCCAAGAGUUCGGACUUAGGUUGAAGAAUUACAAUUAGGUUUAUUUAGUCCGUAUAUAUGUUGGAGUAUUUAUAAAAGAACAAUAUAGAAUGAGCAUCUAGGUGCUGUUAAAAAUAUAUAUAU
Molecule: messenger RNA, 1497 nt
Organism: Pocillopora damicornis (cauliflower coral)
Lineage: Eukaryota; Metazoa; Cnidaria; Anthozoa; Scleractinia; Pocilloporidae
Product: divergent protein kinase domain 1C
Source: RefSeq, a predicted model, not a curated record